This is a messenger RNA of Neurospora hispaniola, 2319 nucleotides long. RefSeq lists its product as uncharacterized. The record is from RefSeq and is a predicted model, not a curated record. Lineage: Eukaryota; Fungi; Ascomycota; Sordariomycetes; Sordariales; Sordariaceae. Bases 1 to 2319 code for a protein of 772 amino acids. The transcript has a single exon.
AUGAGCGACAACGACCGUGUGAUCGGCAAUCCCGUCCAAAAGGCGAUGGACGCGGUUGUGGAAGCCUGGGAGUCGGCACUCAACAAGAUUCGAGAGUGCAAGCAGGAAUACCAAGCCCAGUUGGAGGAGCUUGCCGGUCUGGGAGGCAUGCCCACGCCGGCUCAGGCUCUCGGCGUUUUGACGAGCUUCUACGAGAGGGUUAAGGGCCUCCGGAACACGCUCAACCAGCCUGCGCCGCUCGAAGCUCUUUCUCAAGUCGAGGUUGCCCCAGCCAAUGCAGCUUGGAUGGCUGCCGUCCAAGCUGCCGUCACGCCCGCACCCAGAAAGAGACUGAGGGAGCUUGUCUUGCCCGAAACCCAAGUCGCCGCUCCCUCCAUUCCUGUCAACACCGAGGGCUCUGAGCAGCAGGCAACUACAGCCGAGCUCAAGGCCGAGUCUACCCCUGCUUCCGGUGGCUCGCAGGGCGAGGAUGUCAACAACAGGAAGGAUCAGGGCAAAGACAAGGCCAUUUACACUGCCACCGCAACCCCGACCAAAUUGAGCGGCAACAGCAAGUCCGGCUCGGGGUCCAUCGUCUCCAAGAAGGACAUCAAGGGAAAGGGCAGAGCCAAGUCCAACUCUCCUUCACCUGAGCCUUUCUCUGCCAAAACCCUUCAGAGAAUCACCAACACAGUCAGGAAGACCAACAGGCUUCCCCUUAUCAAGCCUGUGUCCAUGCUCAAAUUUGCCCGUGGUACUGCUGCUGCUGCUGCUUCAUCAGCCCCUGGUCCCAGCCGCCCUGAGCAGCGCGCCGUCACGCCCGAGCCUGAGCCAGAGUCGGACUCUGAGUCGGAGUCUGUGUACUUGUCCGUGUUGCAGUUUCAGGGCAGCUCCUCCUCCCCUCCUGAUGCUUCUUCCACUCCUGGUCCGUCUUCGACUUCCGCUGUUGUCGCUGUUGCAAGUGUUUCCGGGGGUCCUACCUCGAACGACACGGAGGAGCAGCCCAUUGUCGGAACCGACGAGGCAGCAAGCAAUGUCGAAGUUGUCGACUUCGACCCUACCACUACCGCGACUAGAGUCAGCAGCAGCGCCAGCGCAAGUGAAUCAGAAUCCAACAGCGUCACGUCCAACGAGAUCCAGGAGACGCAUGACAUUGCGUACAUUGAGGAGACAGGAGAAAACAACGUCAAGGAGGCAAAGGGCAAGAACAAGGCCAACGACACUCCCACCAAGACGACCACCACUGCCAGCGGAUCUGGAAGGAUUUCCUCCAAGAGAGAUCUGAAGGGAAAGGGCAAAGCCAUUGCCAGAUCUCCCUCUCCUGUUGCUUUUUCCGUGACAAGCAACAGUUACAAAGUCACGAAGACCAGAAAGGACAACAAGGAGAACAAGCCAUUCUCCAGGCGUAGUCCACCUGCCACAGGUUCAACCGAGCCUGCAUUGAACAGCAAGCCCAACAACAUCAACAACAACAACAUCCAAGAGGAGGUCGUGGUCAAACUGGACAAAGACAAGGGAAAGGCAAUUGACACUCCAACUCACUUCCCUACUCCAACUACCACAGAGGAUGUCAACAACAAAGACGAAGUCAUGGUCACCACCACUACCGCUGCUUCUAUCACAGCGGAAGGCAGCAACAACAACAAACCUAGCGCCAGCACAUCCACCUCCGGCCCGGGAACCAUCCCCAACAAAAAAGACCUAAAGGGCAAAGGCAAAGCAACCACCACUUCUCCUUCCCGGUCUCCCUCUAGACCACCCUCCCCGGGCCCUUCAAAUUCCGCACCCAAACCCAAACCCACCACCAACAGCACCGACAAGGCCAAGAUCACCAAGGUAACCAAGCAACCUGCCAUUGCCCGCCAGCGCCAAACAAUCAAGCGCUCCCUAGCCAAAAAGGGUCACCACUGGGCCUUCAAACUCGAAUCCCACUUUGCUCGAUCAGCCGAGGACGUCGCCAUCAACCAAGACAAGUAUUUCAUUCUCUGCUGUCCAGCGCCCAAUUGCCCGUCGCCCAACUUUGGUGGUAAACAUCCUUUUAGAGAGGGAAGGGCGGUCGCGCACUUUGCUGUUGGUGCUUCUGGUGGUGGUGCCGCUGCUGCUGGAAAUGACACUAGAAAUACUUGUUUGAUGGAAAUUGAUGGUGAAGAAGAGAAAGACGAAGAUGGAGACGUGCAAAUGACGGAAGCAGAAAUCUUUGAGCGUUUUGGAGCCGAAAUCGUGCAGGAGCAAAAGCGGUGGCCUGUCGAUGAUAAGUGGGCUUUGAAGAAUAAUCGCGAGUUGUGUAUGAAGAUUGGGGAGGAAGGGGAGGAGAGGGAAGGGAUGUUGGGGGAGUUGUGA